AUGCGACUAAACCCUCAUUGUGAUCAGGUAUCUCGCGCUUCUGCACAAUGGCUUUGUAGCGAAGGCCAUCUAGUAGAGCCCGAUGUUACCAAAUAUACUACGAUAUUGCGCCCAGGUUAUUUCGCUUCAUCUUGUUACCCUGAUGCGGAUGCUUUCCAUCUCAAAGUCUGCGCGGACUUCCUGGGCUGGUCAUUCAAAAUGGAUGACUGGCUCGAGAUCGAAAGGUCACCCGAUGUCAAUGAUGCAUGGGGAGUACGUGACUGCUGCGUAUCUGCGUACCGCGAUCCCGUCAACUUCCAGACGGAAAGAUACAGUGGAAAGAUGUGCAAAUCGUAUGAGACUGGCGGCCCUGGCUGCACAGAGCGCUUUAUUCAUACAAUGGACUUGUGGUUUAUCUCUGUGGCCAAGGUGGUGGAGAACCACGUCAUCAAUGAUGUUGAAUCUUACAUCGAAUUGAGGCGCGACUUGAGCGGCUGCAAGGCUUGCUUUGCCCUUAUCGAAUUCAUCUGUCAGAUUGAUCUUUCCGAAGAAGUAGUCUCGCAUCCAGUCAUCAUGGCGCUGGAGGAGGCUACCAAUGACUUCGUUUCUUGGUCAAAUGAGAUUUUAUCCUAUAACAUGGAGCAAUCUCACCACAGCACACAUAAUUUAGUUGCUGUGCUCAUGGUCCAACAAGAUCUCGACCUGCAAGGCGCUAUCGACUACUGCGGCCGGCUAUGCAAUAUCUCCCUACAACGCUUCGAAGAAAACCGUGCUGUCCUCCCCUCAUGGGGAGAAGAAGUCGACAAGGAUGUGGCUAAGUACAUUACCGGUCCGCUGCGGUGGUCCUUUGAGUCCGCACGCUCUUUCGGGAAGGAUGCGCAUAUCGUCAAGCAGAACCGAAUUGUCAAGCUGCUUCCGAAGCGACCAUUGUGA
This is a messenger RNA of Suillus fuscotomentosus, 912 nucleotides long. Its product is annotated as isoprenoid synthase domain-containing protein. The transcript has 4 exons. The record is from RefSeq and is a predicted model, not a curated record. Bases 1 to 912 code for a protein of 303 amino acids. NCBI's taxonomy places the organism in Eukaryota, Fungi, Basidiomycota, Agaricomycetes, Boletales, Suillaceae.